Messenger RNA from Pocillopora damicornis (cauliflower coral), 4353 nucleotides. RefSeq names its product homeobox protein Nkx-2.2. The record is from RefSeq and is a predicted model, not a curated record. Gene Ontology annotation, molecular function: DNA-binding transcription factor activity, RNA polymerase II-specific; RNA polymerase II cis-regulatory region sequence-specific DNA binding. Gene Ontology annotation, biological process: regulation of transcription by RNA polymerase II; cell differentiation. Lineage: Eukaryota; Metazoa; Cnidaria; Anthozoa; Scleractinia; Pocilloporidae. Gene Ontology annotation, cellular component: nucleus.
UUCGAUCAUCCUAAAUUUGCGCUAGUUUUUCAUUCUCUCUCUCCGACGUAGGAGUGAGGCGUUAAGAACCGUCUUUUAAAUUCGAUGAAGGAGACGUAUCGGGAACUAAAUGAACACCAAAAAAUAAGUCAGCUGAACGCAUUAGGAAACAAUGAAGAGGACUCGUUUCACACGAGGAGGCUGAAAGAAAAAAAACCUUUUCCUGUUAAGUAGCCAAUAUCUUAAGUACUAAGAAGGUUCUUAGCAGGUAUUGGCACGAGCCUUUGGUGGAGGUCGAACAAAUGGGUGUUAGAGAAUCUAUUCAGGGCGCAUGUUGUUUCAAGACUUCCCAUUCGACCCCUACGCAGCUCGCCGCGUGCUAAACCCUCACCGGGCCGGCGUAAAGCCAAGAUCUGGUGGUAAUUACAACUCUUGGAACAUACCUGUUCCUGUUGAAAAGCCUCAACCAGUGCUCUCAUGUAUAAGGAAAAUACUGUAGUUCAUACAGGACUUCGGUAAUUUUUCCCUUUGUUCAAAAGAUCGCAUUUAUAAUGCCAUCGUUUCAAUGACAAUGCGGAAACGCUUCGCAAACUACUACUCAGUGGAGUUCACAGUUAAUAUACUCAGUUUUCGCUCAAGGACGGAUAAGUCCUUUAAGUAAAUGGUUUAAGAAUUGUCUUUCAGGUGUUCUCUAGUGCUAUUUACUUUAGGAAAGACGCGAACUCGUUCUGUUAAAAAAAAAAUUAUAAAACUGCUCGGAUAUCAAUGUCUGUCCAGCUUUAUUUAUAGCGCACCCAUUGUAAGACGAAAGAAAACUUUUUAUUCCUUAAUUCUUUUGUGAAAGUUCUGACGGUUUGCGCCAACCCAACGUAAACAUUUGGCUUUUUAGGAAAGAUAUUAAAAUGCAACUGGGACUCAUUAACGAAGCGUUUACAACCCCACAAUCAAACGAACAUUCACGUAAUUAAAAUGUUGACAGUGUCCAAAUGCUCCUCGUACAAUAUGUAGAAAGCCAUUUGCUGAACAAGCUUAGCAGCCGGUAGUCUUGAGAGAGCAGCGCACUGCAAAUAAGCAACCACUUAUAAAAAGUGGUAUUUCUCAAGAAUUCAGUCUAUAAUAAAAAAUAUGUAAUAAAAACAAUAGUAUAUAACACCUUCCAAACACUCAAACGUGUGCGUGAUAUCGUAAAUAGGUUUAGACGAAAAUAAGAAGGAAAAAACAUGGAAAGCCGGGGCGAUUAGCAAAGGUGCAAAUUUUUAUAGAUUUUAUCACUAAUCCAACAGUUCUCUCUUCCGAUCGACCAUUAGCUGGUGUUCAACCUUUCAACUUCGAUUACAACGAUAUUUCAAAAUGUGAAGAGGCGUGGAUAAGGCUACAUGAGCUGAGUCCUUGAGACAUUUAUAUGGGUCGCAAGUUGAGGAAGUGUCUUGAAAUUAGUUUUGGACGUCAGAACUCCAAUAAAGUGACCCAUUCAAGAGAAAGCAAUGAUUGUUUGAGUUCUAAGCGGGGGGAAGCAAGCAGUCGGGUCAGCCCGCCCAGCGUGACAUGUCAGAUGAAGCCUUUUAGGGCAAAUCUGUCAUUCGAAAGGGGUUUACGUGUGACAGGGCAUUCAAUUGCUAUCUUUCUAAUUAAUUGUGAUGUCAACUUCGUCACCACCUUAACCUAUCAAUAGAAGUCGACUUACGCGAAUUUGGGCAACAUUUGUUUAAUGUCAAACAUCUUGUUCAACACUUGAGAGCCUGGGCACGCCCCAAAGUAUAAGAAGUUUGGCUGCGAACCGCUUCGGAUCGAGUAUGACUGAAUUGCGACUGUGUUUGGCUUUGUAAUGGCACUCAUCUGAAAUCCAUGUCCGCAAUCGAUCGAUCUUACGACAUGACUUCGUUCUCCGUCAGAGACAUUCUUAAUUUACCCGACACCGGACUAUGCCCGUCUAAAAGCGAAACAACCCAUGAAUCGUCCUCAACCGAGAGUUAUCAUUGCCCUGGCGGAAACACUCAUACUCCGUCAUGUGGCUCUGUAGUGUGUAAUCAAGGCCAAGAGUACUCAUAUACAAAUCCACAUCCGAGCCCGACAGAAAGGCCUUCGACAUCCUCAGCGGGCUCCCAAGAAAUAUCUGAGCGAGAGGAAACGCCAGAUGACUUGAACGAUCCGCCAAAAAAGCGGAAACGAAGAGUUCUGUUCACCAAGGCGCAAACUUAUGAACUCGAAAGAAGGUUUCGUCAACAAAGGUACCUCUCCGCGCCGGAGCGCGAACAGCUCGCGAGAAUAAUCAAUUUAAGCCCGACGCAGGUGAAAAUUUGGUUUCAGAAUCAUCGAUAUAAAUACAAGAAACAGAGUUUUGAAAAAGGAGUUAUGAAUGAAGGACCUCCAUUGUUCACCCCAAGAACUGUUCCUGUGCCUGUCUUAGUGCGAGAUGGCCAGCCUUGUCAUGGCGCUUCGGUCAAUAAUUUUGGAUAUUUACGGCACGAUCCUUCAGACUUCUAUCAUUUUCCUGCAGUAAGUUCAUCAUACAUUCCUCCUAGCAAUCCUUAUUGGAGCUGGUAGCAUAAGCAUGCUUUGUACAACGUGUGUUGCGAGAGGAAUCCACAGAACAAUGCAGAUCUCCUUGAAAUAAUCUGUCACGGAGAAAAGAACAAAGUCAAUUGUAAGCUUAUAAGCCAACAUUGAUUUCAAAAACCUACGAGGGCAAAGGAUCUCAUUAUUUAAAGAAUCUAACAAUUUGUCCAGGUUUGAUGUUUUUAUUAGAUGUUCUUAAAUUUCUUUGGAGUUCUCUUUCGACAAACGCGCAGCAAAGGCUAUUUUCGUGUGAUAUAACAGCUGUUGUCUUUUACGUCUCAGAAAUGAUUGAAAAGAUUUUUGUUUUUAUCCUUUAAAAAUUGUAAGAAACCAGAUUUUUUUAGCAAAUGAUUUUGUAGAUGUUUCUUUUAAACGAAAAUUUUUGAUUUCGUAGUUAUUUUUGUACUAUAAGUUGCUAGGUUGCUUGAAAAUUGUUCCUAAUGCUUUUAGUAAAUGCAUGUCUGAAAUUAUGAAGAUGAAGAUAAGAGCUCAUCAUUUUUCAGGAGAUAAUCCUUGGCAAGGUAAACUUAAAUUCUAAUUACAAAUCCUCUCGUUUUCACUAAAAUGUUAGUUAUUUGAGUUUGGCGUAAACGUCGGUAGCAAUUAGUUAGUUUUCUUCGCCAAAGCAGCUUUUCGUUUUACCGCACGAAUUGUCACAAAACAUUACAACCGCAAUGCUGGGCGCUCACGAAUGAGUGAAUCAAAAUUGACAACGCAAUAUUUGGCAAACAACACGUCUCGUUCUACUUAAAGGAUUUUAUGAGAUGUCCUCUAACACUUUGACACACAAUUUUCGCACUUAACCCGGAGCCUGCUUUUGUAAAACCAAACAACCGAAGAAAUUCUCUCAUUAAGACAUGAAAGUACCAGUUUUUGUUUUCAUUUUAAAGUGAAGAUGGGGAAAAGGUUGUUACGGGCUUUGGUCACAAUGUUUAAUGGACCGUGGAAUCAGCUCGUAAUUGAUUGUUGUUCGUGUUUACCCGAUGAAAAAAGAGGAGUGGUCAGUGUAAUUUCUUAGAAUGGAUCUUUACCAAAUUGAAUCAACGCUAGUUUGCCUUCGGAUUAGCUCAAAAGAAAACAGUGACAAUCGACAGACAUCGCGAGCAAAUCGUUUCGAUAUCACAGAGUUUGAGUCAAUUAGAAUAAGUUAUGCAAUUUGAAACUUAUAAUACUUCCUCUAUUUUGAAUUACAACCUACACUGUACUCAAAGUUAAAGGUAAAAUUGGUACUACGCUUCAUGUUAUUGAGAGCUUCAAGUCGCAAAUGGAAAAAAAAACGAGAGAAUCGAAAGAAAACACUAUGAAUAAUACAUUACCCACUGUUUCACUUAUACCUCUUUGUUGAAAAGUGUUAAUAAAUUAGAGAAACAAAAACAUUAUGUUGGAAUGAUUUCGAGUGUUGGAAGCGGGCGUGCUAACGAAGAGCGAAAUUUCGAGCACUUGUUUUCUUCUCGAGAGCAAUAUGUCAAACUCAUCCGACUUUUAACAGACGUUUUCACGCUUUCGUAGUCAAGUGUAGCUUUGGCGAGGAUGGGAAAAGAUAGGUGCAGAUGUGUAAAACAUAGUUCUUGGUUCGAAUUCUUUUCUGUGUGAUGCAAACUUGCCUGCUUCUUCAGUUUUCCUACGUAUUUAUAAUUUCAAGUCACUUCACAGAAGGCAAGACUUUCACGAACUCGAUUACCUCCGCGCAGCGCGUGUAUAAAUGAACAAAGUUUUAUUUAUUUUAUUUAACCUAUCUCAGUUACAGCUGACUACUUUAAGUAAUGGAACACAAUUAAACAUUGGAAAUAAAACGAAAUAUGAAAGCUCUAUGUAAAA